Molecule: messenger RNA, 1557 nt
Organism: Aureobasidium melanogenum CBS 110374
Lineage: Eukaryota; Fungi; Ascomycota; Dothideomycetes; Dothideales; Saccotheciaceae
Product: DNA glycosylase
Exons: 2
Coding region: 1-1557 (518 amino acids)
Biological process (GO): base-excision repair
Molecular function (GO): catalytic activity
Source: RefSeq, a predicted model, not a curated record
AUGGCUCCCAGAAGAACACGCGCAAGUGCUGCUGCCGAACUUCAAGUCGAGAGUACCCAACAAACUUCGAGUCCUUCGCCUGAGCCUGCUGCUAAACGUGAGACUCGCAAGAGAGCUUCUGCAAAAUCCAUCCAGGUCAAGGAUGAAAAUAAUGCUGAAGCUUCAGAGAAGAAGUUGCCCUCGCGCAAGCGUAAAGCCUCUGCUCCCAAAGAAGAACCUGAAGAACCUCCAGUUUUCGGUGAUGAGCUCCCGCACAACCUUGGCUCUCUACCAACUCCUGAUACUGAUGAUGUUGAUGGAAACAAACAAACAUCGCCUGCUCCCAAGAAGAAGGCCAAGCGUGCAGCAAAAGCCAAGCAGAUUGCCUCGCCUGAGGCAGACGUCAAGUCUGAGGUCAAGACUGAAACCACUUCUCCGGAGGUCAAGGCUGGUGGAAAGACCAAGAAGAAGGCUACCAAGGCAAAGAGCCACAAGCUCACUCCUGGCGAAACUCCUUAUCCCGAUUACGCUCAUCCAACCUCAGAGGAGUGUUAUGAAGUCGAACGUAUCCUCGCUAAGAAGCACGGCAAGGUCACGGCGCCAAAGUCAAUCCCAUUGCCCUCACUGGAAGUUACUGGCUGCGGUGAGGUUCCUUCGGUAUUGGACGCCUUGAUCAGAACCAGACUGUCAGCUGCGACGACUGGUAAGAAUUCGUCAAAUGCUUUCAAAGGUCUCGUCAAAACUUUCGGUAUUCUCCAGGAGGGCGUCGGCAAAGGUAGUGUCGACUGGAACAAGGUGCGUCUCGCAUCUCAGCCAGAAGUCUAUGAAGCCAUCAAGAGCGGAGGUCUUGCCAAUGCCAAAAGCAAAGACAUCAAAGAAAUCUUGGACAUGGUGUACGAGGAAAAUCAAGCUCGAUGCGCAGCGCUGAAGGAGGAGAGAGAGGCUAAAGCCGAAGGCCCAGCUGGCUCUGAAAACGAACCUGCUCAGGAAAAGAACACUGAGAUUCAGCGCGCUGAAUCUGGUGUGCUCUCGCUCGACCAUCUGCAUCUGCUCUCUAGCGAAGAUGCGUUCGCCCGACUGGUCAAAUUCCCUGGUAUCGGUCCUAAGACAGCCUCAUGUGUCUUGCUCUUCUGUCUGCAACGCCCUUCGUUUGCUGUCGACACUCACGUCUUUCGCCUCUGCCAGUACCUCGGUUGGGUACCGAAAGAAGUCCAGAAGGGCCAGCCUCCCGUCAACCGCGAGACCACUUUUGCACACUGCGAAGCACGUGUCCCUGAUGAUCUCAAAUACCCACUGCAUCAGCUUCUCAUCAAGCACGGCAAAGAAUGUCCCAGAUGUCGCGCUGCCACGAGCACAAACAGUGAACGUUGGGAGGAAGGUUGCCCAAUUGAGCACCUGGUCUCAAGACAUGGCGCCAAGAAGGGAGAAGUGUCACCUGCAGGCAAGGCAGCUCCAAAGACCAAGAGAGCUGCUGCCGCCAAGAAAGGCAAAGGCAAGAAGAAGGUCGACGGCGACAGCGAAGAGGCUGAGAGCAGCGAUCUCAGCGAUGUCGAAAGCGAUGAUGACUACGACGAGUGA